GUGGAGGAGAAAGAAGAGAAGCGGGAGAAGAAAGUAGAGGAGGAGGAGAAGGGGAAAGAGGAGGAGGCCCGGGCCCAGCCAGCCCGACCAUGACGACGGCCAUCCUGGAACGCCUCGGCACCCUGUCGGUCAGCGGGCAGCAACUGUGCCGCCUGCCCAGGCUCCUGGAGGACGGGCUGCCCAAGCUGCCCCGCACGGUCCCCGAGACGGACGUGCCCCAGCUGUUCCGGGAGCCGUACAUCCGGGCCGGCUACCGGCCCACGGGCCACGGCUGGCGCUACUACUUCCUCAGCCUCUUCCAGAAGCACAACGAGGUGGUCAACGUCUGGACCCACCUGCUGGCGGCCCUGGCCGUGCUGCUCAGGUUCCGGGCCUUCGCCGCGGGCCAGGCCCUGGCCUGGGGCUCGGCCCGGGCCCUGCCCUUGCUCCUCUUCGUCCUGUCCUCCCUCACCUACCUCACCUGCAGCCUCCUGGCCCACCUGCUGCAGUCCAAGUCGGAGCUGUCCCACUACACCUUCUACUUCGUGGACUACGUGGGGGUGAGCGUGUAUCAGUACGGCAGCGCCCUGGCCCACUUCUUCUACAGCGCCGACCAGGCCUGGUACGAGCGGUUCCGGCCGGUUUUCCUGCCGGCGGCCGCCUUCUGCGGCUGGCUCUCCUGCGCCGGCUGCUGCUACGCCAAGUACCGCUACCGGCGGCCCUACCCCGUCAUGCGCAAGCUCUGCCAGGUGGUCCCGGCGGGCCUGGCCUUCGUCCUGGACGUCAGCCCCGUGGCCCACCGCGUGGCCCUCUGCCACCUGGCCGGGUGCCAGGACCAGGCCGCCCGCUAUCACGCCCUCCAGAUCCUCUCCUUCCUGGUCAGCGCCUACUUCUUCUCCUGCCCGGUGCCCGAGAAGUACUUCCCGGGCUCCUGCGACAUCGUGGGGCACGGCCACCAGAUCUUCCACGCCUUCCUGGCCGUGUGCACCCUGUCGCAGCUGGAGGCCACCCUGCUGGACUUCCAGGGCCGGCAGGACAUCUUCGCCCAGCGCCACGGCCCCCUCUCCGUCUACGGGGCCGGCCUCUCCUUCUUCGUCCUGGCCGCCUGCAGCGCCGCCACCGCCGCCCUCCUGAGGCGCAGGGUCAAGGAAUCCCUGACCCGAAAGGACUCCUGAGGCGGGUCCCGCGCUGCCGCUGGGGCGGGUCGGAGCCCCCGGCCCGGGUGCCUGGGGAAACGCUGCGGGGUUUUUGCCUUUCGGUUUGGGUUUUCGGCGGCAUUUUCUCUCCGAGGGUGAGCCGUUGGGCUGCCGUGAUGGUUCUUUGUCUUUUCGGCCCGAGGACGGGACCAUGUCGCCGAUGUGGGCCGGGCUCCGUCCCCCGUGGCGCCGGCGGGAGAGACCGUCGGACUCGACCGUCGGGUCGAGCGCGGCUCAGCUCAGCUCUUCCCCGAUCACCCGGCAGCGCAUCUUUCCUCGGGAACGGCCGCUUUGGCCCGGACCGGCUCCGGAGGGAAGAGACGGGAACAGCCGGGACCGGGUCGAGGGCCGGUCCCCGGUGGGAGGGUGAGAGGAGCCAGUCGGACGACUUGGGGCGUCUGCGAGUCGGAGUCCGGAAUGGGAAACCUUUAACGGAGCCAACGGCUGAGAAUCCUAUGAUCUCCACUCCCUUCUUUUUCCCUUCUCCUCUCUCGGACCCGCUCCAAAUCCCUGACCCUUCCUCCCGGGACGACUCGGCCGUCCACCUUUCCUCUUCAGUUGGACGGUCCCAGCGUCGCGGCCGCGACCGUCUCCCUUCCGGGGAGAGCUCGAGUCUAAACAGAAACAUUCAGGACACCCGUACCUCAUCACACCCCUUGAAGGCCCCCAGUUCCCUCCAAUGACCCACGCUACCAGCUCCCGACCAGUAUAUCGAUCUUAUAUUCCGGGGGAUUUGGGGAAGCUUGGUUUGGGUCUGUCGGUUUUGGGUCCCUGGCUCAGGUGCCCUCGGGUUCCCGGCCGCCCACAGACCCUUAUCUUAGCUUCGUUUCCUUCGGGCCUGGAGGGUGGGGAGCAUUCCUCGUGCCUUAGAAACACAAACAUAUUUAAGGGGUUUCCUCGCUCAGCCAUGGGACACCCUGGACUGCCAGGGGUGUUGUGAUCGGAGCGGGCGGGGGAGGGAACGGAAGAUAGUUCUGUUCUCCCAACGGUUUGCGACCCGGAGGGACUCCUUCUCCCUCCACUGUAAUACCUGGACGCUUGCUGAUUCGCUUUUUCGCCGGCACCUCGGCUCUGCCUUUCCCGGGGCUUAGAGGAGCAGCUCCUCGGGCUGAGCUCCAAGCCUUUGGGCCACUGCGCUACCUCCCCAAGGCAUCUCAGGGUCUCUAAAACACAAAUCCAGGUACGCCGAGGGCACCUGAAUAGAUAAACAGGUUGGAGCGGUCGUUGGAGCCUUUUUUGCAAAUCUGGGGCUCCACCUUGGCCUUCGAUAGCAGGGUGAGAUUGGUUUGCAUCAGGAGAUGCAGAAACCAUAUUAGUGGUGGGAAAAUGGAAAAGUCACUGGAUCAUCCCAGGUAUCUGGGCAGGACACCAAGGAGAUGGCCAUAGGUGGUAACUUUUGCCCGCCUUUAGGGGAUAGUCCAGAUGUAUUUUGGGAUGCAGAGUAGAAUGAGAAUUCUAGUGAAUACUUUGGGAUCUCAAGGUGCCCACAGCUGAACAGAAAUAGGGAGGAUUAAAUGCCUGUUCUCCCUCUUAGACUGUGAGCCCCAAGUGUCCAACCUGAUUUAGAACAGUGCCUGGCACACAGUAAACACUUAACAAUACCAUAAAAGAACACAACUAAAAUAGGAAGGUCCGGGGGGAGGGAAUAAAGGGAGGGAAGGAAAGAGAAGAGGAGGAGGUGGUUAGGGGAGGACAGAAUGUGGGAAGAGUCAUCUUAACUCCCGCUGGGUGCCAGGAUUACUUGGAUUCACAUUUUUGUCAACACGACUCCCAGAGAACAUUUUUCCUGCAUCUUUAUGCCUUCAGAUGCUUUGGUGACCAUGCACCCAUUAAAUGAUGCGCACGGGACAGAGAGCAUCAGAAACAGUUUACAGUGUUAAAAUGGUUCCGAUCAAUGGUUAGUCCCAGCUCAGCAUUCUGUCGCCCAACAGUGGCAACUGGAUGUUUGGAGGAAUAACGCAACGAUCGUCCUUCUUGACAGACAACAGCAAGUGAAGGGAGGCGCCUUCCUAGAAUCCUAAUUUUCCAGCUAACGGUCCGCUUUGGACCUCUUAUCCGUGCUUUUCUCUAACCCUCGUAAAGCCUGCUGAUAGCGUCAGUCCGCCCCACUUUCCGAAAUAACAGAUUCCAUAGCCUUAUUAUCCUCUGCGAAAUGUUUCCUUCUGUUUAAUUCGAGCCGCCCAGCUCCUCCGGCACCUUCUUCGUGACGUUCGCAAGCAGAGGCAAGAACUGGGAGUCAGAGGACCCGCGUCCUGAUCCCGGCCCCCGGACCAGCCUGCCGCGCGACCUCGGCCGAGUCGCCUAACUUCUCUGGGCCUCGGUUCCCUCCCCUGCAAAAGGGGAUUCAAUACCUCCUCU
Molecule: messenger RNA, 3533 nt
Organism: Ornithorhynchus anatinus (platypus)
Lineage: Eukaryota; Metazoa; Chordata; Mammalia; Monotremata; Ornithorhynchidae
Gene: PAQR8
Product: progestin and adipoQ receptor family member 8
Exons: 1
Coding region: 90-1154 (354 amino acids)
Biological process (GO): response to steroid hormone
Cellular component (GO): plasma membrane
Molecular function (GO): steroid binding; nuclear steroid receptor activity
Source: RefSeq, a predicted model, not a curated record